This is a messenger RNA of Pelmatolapia mariae (spotted tilapia), 5217 nucleotides long. It is a transcript of the gene limk1a, whose product is annotated as LIM domain kinase 1a. The record is from RefSeq and is a predicted model, not a curated record. NCBI's taxonomy places the organism in Eukaryota, Metazoa, Chordata, Actinopteri, Cichliformes, Cichlidae. Gene Ontology annotation, biological process: actin cytoskeleton organization; positive regulation of stress fiber assembly; protein phosphorylation. The coding region runs from base 174 to 2201 and encodes 675 amino acids. Gene Ontology annotation, cellular component: neuron projection; nucleus; cytoplasm. The transcript is spliced from 16 exons. Gene Ontology annotation, molecular function: protein serine/threonine kinase activity; ATP binding; protein binding.
UUGAAUGAAGCGCCGCAGAAACGUGCAGGCAGCGGGCAGAAGGAAGCUGUGUGGGCCGCCGAGCGACCGACGCGCAGCGACACGACCCCCGGGCGCGUUGCGGUGUGUGUCGGUGAACACCGUUUAUCCGUCGAGCAGAGACAGUUGGCUCUCUCCCGGAGCUCCGCGUGUGAAUGAGGUUGAUGCUGCUCUGUUGCACCUGGAAGGACGAACGCAUGGGAGAGGAGGAAGCUGGAGGAAGUUUGCCCGUGUGCGCGGGAUGCAAACAGAGGAUCUACGAUGAGCAGUACCUCCAGGCCCUUAACAAUGACUGGCAUACCAUCUGCUUCAGGUGUUGUGAGUGCAGCGCCUCGCUGUCCCACUGGUAUUAUGAAAAAGAUGGCCGGCUCUUCUGCAAGAAGGACUACUGGGCCAAAUUUGGGGAGCUGUGCCAUGGCUGCAACGACCCGAUCACCACUGGCCUCAUUAUGGUCGCAGGGGAACAGAAAUAUCACCCAGAAUGCUUCACAUGUCUGAACUGCCGAUCGUUCAUCGGUGAUGGAGACACAUACGCUCUGGUGGAGAGAUCUAAACUGUACUGUGGUCACUGCUACUACCAGACCAUCGUGACCCCGGUGUCGCUGCCAGACUCGCCAUGCUCACGGAUCCCUCACACGGUCACACUGGUGUCCAUCCCGGCCUCCGCCGAUGGCAACAAUGGCCGCAAAGGGCGCGGUUUCUCCGUGGCGAUUGACCAGCCGCUAAGCCCAACCAACGGCUACAGUCCCGAACAUGGACACACCGUUAGAGUCUCCCAGGUGGAUGCCGACUGCAUCAGCCCAGAUGUGAAAAAUUCCAUUCACGUUGGAGACCGGAUCUUAGAAAUUAAUGGGACGCCCAUUCACAACGUUCCUCUGGAUGAGAUUGACCUGCUGAUCCAGGAAACGAGCCGGCUGCUGCAGCUCACCAUCGAACACGACCCUCACAGCCAGUCGGGACAGGAGGGAGGCUCUUCAGAGGCUGAGGACCAGGUGGACGGUCCGUUGUCCACCCCAAUUUCAGAAGGACCCCGCCCCAUCCUACCCAUCACCCAGCCCCCCAAUCCAGACAUCAGCAACCUGAAAUCCCGCAUCAUCACGCGAAGUUACAGCACUGAUAAAUCGCCUGGAUCCAGCAAUGCCGCGUCACCAAUCUCCCAGAGGAAGGACAUCAAUCGGUCUGAGUCACUUCGGGUCGUCUCAAACCGGACUCACCGUAUCUUCCGCCCAUCUGACCUCAUCCACGGAGAAGUGCUGGGGAAGGGAUGCUUUGGACAAGCCAUAAAGGUGACACACAGGGAGACGGGUGAGGUGAUGGUGAUGAAAGAGCUCAUCCGCUUUGAUGACGAGACUCAAAAAACAUUCCUCAAAGAGGUGAAAGUCAUGCGAUGCCUGGAUCACCCCAAUGUGCUCAAGUUCAUCGGAGUCCUCUACAAAGACAAGAGACUCAACUUCAUCGCAGAGUACAUCAAAGGAGGAACUUUGCGGGAAAUCAUCAAGAAAAUGGACUCAAACUAUCCCUGGAACCAGCGGGUCAGUUUUGCUAAGGACAUCGCUGCUGGGAUGGCAUAUCUGCACUCCAUGAACAUUAUUCACCGGGACCUGAACUCUCACAACUGUCUAGUCCGAGAGAACAACACAGUGGUGGUGGCAGACUUCGGGCUGGCUCGACUCAUGGUGGAUGACAAGAACGGGGAAAAGCUGACGCAGGGAAAGUUGUCUGGCCUCAAGAGGCCCGACCGCCGGAAGAGAUACACGGUGGUGGGAAACCCCUACUGGAUGGCUCCAGAGAUGAUCCAUGGGAAGAGCUACGAUGAGAGAGUAGACAUCUUUUCCUUUGGUAUCAUGCUCUGCGAGAUCAUUGGCAGGGUGAAUGCUGACCCCGACUACCUCCCCAGAGCGACGGACUUUGGACUGAACAUCUCGGGUUUCCUGGAGCACUACUGUCCCCCCAACUGUCCCCGCGCCUUCUUCCCCAUGGCUGCUGUGUGCUGUGACCUCGAUGCAGACAAACGGCCUGCUUUCUCGAAACUGGAGGAGUGGCUGGAGAACCUAAAGAUGCACUUGGACAUUGGUCUGCCCCUGAUGUCCGAAGUGGAUCAGCUGCACAAGGCCUUCUGGGAGCACCACAGCAUAACACGUCCUGAGAACGGCCUGCACACCCACCCCGAGCAGCCAGAGUAGGCCCAAGCACAACAGGGACAAGUGGGACGUUAUCAGUAACCCCCACAGGGGUGGCGACCACCUUGCCUGGAUUGGCGCAGUGGGCGGAGGAGUCAUGUAAAUACCCCUCCGUGUUUGCGGGAGCAGACUGGCUCAGGCUCAGUAAAUAGACUCAGGGGGAAAAAUGUCAAACUGAGAAAGCCACCUGCGUGAGACGCACACAUAUUGACUUUCAAAGUAAAAUCAAGAGACAUUAAUUAGAAUUGCUUGAUUCUGCUGCACCUGAAGCUAGAGUGGAACACGUCAUAUGCAAUCAGACCCGACUUUCAAAUCACAAAUCAGCUCUCGAAUCAUGUAGAUUUAACUUUAGAGGUCAUACCAGGUCAAGAAUACUUGCUGUACUUACUGUGGUGUGUAUGUUCAUGUGGAAAUAUAAUCCCCCCCCCCCCCCAGCCCUAAAAACAAUGCAUACAGCAGACCUUCACUUUAGGCAUCUACAGAAUAUAUUGUGCAGUAGGUGUUUGCAGGUUUGGUUUUGCUUUCUGUUUGGACAUCAAAGACUAGGGAGUGUGGGUGUGUGUGUGUAUGUCUGUGUGUGUCGUUUAGAGGUUUAGAUCGACUCAUGAAGCAAACCCUUUCAAGCUUUAAAUAGUUCACAGAAGAGCGCAUGACUGUAAAUAAUGCUGUCAGGUCAAAUCCUGGUUCUUCGUGUCCCUCUGACCUCAUUUGGUCACAAACCACUAAUCUACUUGUGUUGCUGCCCCUCUCCCCUAUUUCUUGUGUAGCACUGACUUUCACAUGGAGGUACACACACCCCUUUUUGGCAUAGAUUUGGUACGUUGUCUCUCAGUUUUAAGAGCUGUUGGCAUAUCUCAUCCGCACCGACAUUUAAACACUUAGCAGUGUACAUAACCUAUGACAAUGUAAAUGUUUUAAAUAUAGUAAAUGUACAGACAUAUUUUAUAUACGUACGCGACAUUGCCAUAUUUUUAUUGGCUGACCAGAAAUGGAGAGUAGAGGUUUGACUGCAGUUAAAAAGGCACAGCCGAAAGGUUUUUUUCUUCUCCCCCUCUUCUCUUUCUACAUUUCCACCACUGUGGCAGGUUUGGGGCUUUUACUGUUCGACGUAUGUGCAAUCUUAAUCCCUAAAACGUCAUUUUAAACCCCGUAAAUGUUACAUUUUUGUCUUUUCUCUCUAUCCGAAAAAGCAGCAGUCAACCUGGGAGCUUUUGUGUUGCCACAGAUGUCCGCUGGAAUAAACGUUAAAAUAAUAAUGGAUCAAUCUAAUCGCAUCAAAUGGCUUUAAACUAGCUGAAACUCUAAGACUACAUAUUGUGAUCAGCUCUAAUUAUAUGUGGUUUUGAGAGCAAUCAAACAGUUCUUAAGGGUUCCCUCUUCUCUCGUGUACUGUACAGUAGUUAAGGUACUGCCUCAUUAUGUCAGCUGUCUGUCCCACACCUCUGUCUCUUGUUUACAUGUAAACGCUGGCUGUAAAUAUCACUGUAUUCCUUCCAUUGUCUGUGUGCAUCCUCAGAAAUAAUCUCCUUUGCACCUUCUAACAUGAGACAUUUAUAUCUGUUUGUUUGUUUGUUUGUUUUAUUCCUGCUGUUUUCACAAGCUGCAUGAUAUUCUUGCUAGGUCUGCUCAGCUUCUGAACAGAGUUAUUUUUGUCUUUAUUUGAGAUUUAAAAAAAAUUAUAAAAGAAAGACAAAAAGUGUAAACAGAGUAAGCCGGGGUUUUAAAAAAAGGAAAAAACAAAACACAGCAUCCCUCUCUCUCUUUUUGUUUUUAAUAGCUAUAUACCCACUGAAAUCUUUUUGUACACAUUUGAGUACUUUUAUUUGCACUAUAUAACCAAGUGGCUAUUUAAAGCCACGUUUGUUAAUUUUUCUCUCUUGGGCUACUUGUGAUAAGGAAAUAAUGUCAGUUCAGGUUGAAAUAUGAAUGCAAGACACUGAUAGAGCCUUUUAACUAUAAAAAAUGGGAUCCGGGAAAUUCAUCCUCUCGAUAGCAAACUGUACCAUGUUUGGACCGUGCUUCUGAUUUAUUAUGAAGAUGCAUUUACACGGUUAAACUUUUAAAUACUGUUUUUUGGCAGGAGAUUCGUCAACCCCUCCUCUCAUAUAUUUGAGGUAAUAUUGCUAAUAGUUUCGUUUCAGCACCACUUUUUCUACCUAAAUAAACCUAAAGUUUCCGAGCUUUUGCUACCGUGAGGAUGAGAUGUCCCGGCUCUGCCUGCUGCCUACAGACCAGUCCUUUGCGAAUGAUGUUCUGUGUUGUUUCUGACUGCUUGUUCCAUGUAUGACGCCCACAGAGGAUGCAACCACUGCUGGUCUUUCUGACAAUAGAGCACUUCCUCACCUUUUCAUUGUACUCUUUUUGGCUCAGGGCCGUAAUAUUCUGGAGCUUUUUCUUGAUUCAGUUAAUCCAGCAGCUUCGCAGAAAACCGCUCCUCAGCACCGACACUGAGAAAACAUGUAAACUAUGUCAGUAUGUAGGCUCGUAACACAAAUGCGCUUCUGUAAAGUGAGCCCCUCCCAGUUUAUGUGUUCGUCCGUGGGCACAUUUUCUUUCUCCAUCCCUGUCUGAGCCAUGUUGAGCAUGUUAGGUGUGUCUGUGAGGAAGUGUUGAUGAUCGCCGAGAAUGUCGCCGCAGCACUUCUUUGCAAAGGAUCGUUACCUCUGAACAAUGCUGUGCCUUUGUUGUAAGCUAGCCUUGCCAACGAUUUGAAAACAUGAACUGAUUUCCCUUUUUUUAAUGUAUCAUAAGUGCAAGCCUGAUUCAAGUGGGUUGAUUUUCAUUGCUGAAACCACGUUGUAUGAGAUUUCAUCUUGUUCUGUAACGUAUUUAUAUUUUCCAGAUCUCCAUUGUUAGUUUUGAUAUUUUCAUAUUUCUUUUUUGUCUUAUUUAAUUUUUUUCUUUCUUUCUUUUUUUUUACACAAGCUGUGAAAACAAUUCUGCACUUUAAUCCUGAACGUUUAGACUCUGAGGAAGCAACUUUUUUUUCCAUUUUGUCACAGCUACAAAUAAAACUGUU